AUGGUGUCUUUAUGGGAAGGUGUCGAAGAAAUGAAUGUAUUUGUUGCAUGCGCUUGUAUUUUCGGACUUAUUCUAUCUCAAUUAUCAUUUCUCAUCGUCGCAAUUCAAUGGCUUCAUCCAGUUGACGAAACUCCGCACAAUGCAAGAUUGUUCAGAAUGAAUAUUCAAGAAAAAGUGGCGUUCGAAACUGGAGCUCCACUUUUGCCGAAAACCGUGUUGAAUGUUCGAGAAUUGAAGAAUUUGUAUGCGAGGAAAUGUUUUAAAACUCGAGGUUAUGAACUUUCAGAAGAGGUUGGUUUGAAAAAUAAAAUGAAAAUCAUAUAAUAAUUUUCAGGAUCAAUCAUUAUUGAAUACUGCAAAAGAUGGACAAGUUAAUUAUAUUUCUGGUUAGAAAAAUAAUUAACAUUAACUUUGACAAAAAAUUAUUUCAGCAUCUGAUCAAUUUUCACGAAAUCCGAGUUUGGCAUAUGGAACAUUAUAUUCGAAACGUGUUUCUUGUCUCGAUUUCAAACCUUUGAAAGUUGAACCAUCGGUAUUUAACAUAAAACUUCAAAACUUUCUUCUCAGCAUAGUUUUUUCUAGGGUGACGGUACAACUAGCACCCGAAUUAUGCACAAUGUUUUGAAUACUCAAGAUGAAGAAGAUGCGGUUCGAAAACCUUUGAAAAGACAGAAAAAGGAUAUUGGAGCAACAAAAAGAAAGAAAAAUAAUAAGAAAAAAGCAAUUCAAGGUUUCUGUUUUAUAUAUUUUAGUGAGAUCGAAAUUAUUGAAUAUUUUUCAGCUUUGGAUAAAAUGACAGCUGGAGAACCAGUUAUAGGAGAUGCAAAAACUUUGGAAAUUGCUCCUCAAUCAGUGCGAAAUGUAUUGACUCCACCAAAAUUGGCUGGAAAUAAUAUUCAACCGGGAAAAAUUGCACAACCGGUAGCUGUGAAUACACUUGCAACAUUGAAUACUGUUGAUACUAUUGAGCAUAGUAAAAAAGGUUUGGAAAUAGAAAAUGUUUGAAAUCAAAGCUGGGCGAGAAGUAUCCAAAAAUAUAUGGGUAAUAAUCAUUUUUUUUUCCAGAAUCUCGUCGAAAACAAGCUAAAAGACGAAAAAGUGUGCGACGUUUAACUCAAACACAAACAUUGAAAACUGAAAAUGGACCGGAAGAAUCGCCAAAAGUGCGGAAAUCUUUGGAAGAUCUCACUAAAUCGAAAUUAAAUACUGUUGAAUAA
Molecule: messenger RNA, 1217 nt
Organism: Caenorhabditis angaria
Lineage: Eukaryota; Metazoa; Nematoda; Chromadorea; Rhabditida; Rhabditidae
Source: the annotation of a GenBank genome assembly